AUGUCUAGAACCAACGCCAGCACCACGACCACCACCGACUCUAGCAGCAGUGAUUAUGAACCAUCGAAUACUGAGGGUGAUACUAGUAGCAGUGAAAACGAGUACAGAAAGGAGAAACGUCUUUUCUGGAGUGAUGGAUUGGUGGCAAAAAACUUGGAGUUGGAAAUCCCCAGAUUCAAUACUGUAGAGUCCGGUUAUCUAGCAGAUGAUGAGAGCGACACAGAGGAGAAACCAAUAGAGAAAAUGGAAGUGAAAUUGAAAAAACGGUCCAACGAGAUGUCCAAAUCGAGUAGUCUCUUUUUGAGCGAUUCUGACGGAUUUGAGGAGCGAGCUGUUUUGUGA
This is a messenger RNA of Caenorhabditis briggsae, 342 nucleotides long. The transcript is spliced from 4 exons. The record is from RefSeq and is a predicted model, not a curated record. The coding region runs from base 1 to 342 and encodes 113 amino acids. NCBI's taxonomy places the organism in Eukaryota, Metazoa, Nematoda, Chromadorea, Rhabditida, Rhabditidae.